This is a messenger RNA of Carcharodon carcharias (great white shark), 1137 nucleotides long. RefSeq names its product microtubule-associated protein 6a (gene map6a). Gene Ontology annotation, molecular function: microtubule binding; calmodulin binding. Gene Ontology annotation, cellular component: microtubule; cis-Golgi network; Golgi-associated vesicle. Bases 91 to 1137 code for a protein of 348 amino acids. Lineage: Eukaryota; Metazoa; Chordata; Chondrichthyes; Lamniformes; Lamnidae. Gene Ontology annotation, biological process: regulation of microtubule cytoskeleton organization; cytoskeleton-dependent intracellular transport; microtubule cytoskeleton organization. The transcript is spliced from 4 exons. The record is from RefSeq and is a predicted model, not a curated record.
GGUUUAACACGAUUGGAGGGCGAGAAGAGGGUUUCAGCACCCUGGACAGAGGACGGAGGAGCGAGGAGAGUUUCAGCACCCUGGACAGCGAUGGCUUGGCCGUGUAUUAGCCGGGCGUGUUGCAUCGCUCGCUUCUGGAACCAGCUAGACAAGGCUGACAUUGCCGUGCCUCUGGUUUUCACUAAAUAUUCCGAGGUCACCGAUGGGGCUACUCCCCACCAUCAAUUCCGAGCCCCGGGCAUCGACACACAGCCUUCCGGGGGCGACCAGGAUUCUGUUGCCAAGACGACAGAGGCAUCUGAAGCAGCGACCGAAGUUGUGUCAGCAUCAACGGGUACCAAGCCUGGAUCACGGCGGGAAUCGGUCAUGAGGCAGGACUAUCGUCCCUGGAAGGUGCGUCCCGAGCCCAGCUGUAAGCCCAAGCAGGAAUACACACCGACGGACACGCCCUUUGAGAAAGAGACACAGUACAAGAAGGAUUUCAAGGCCUGGCCCAUUCCCAAGAGGAGCGACCACUAUCCCUGGAUACCCAAGGGGGAGAGAGGGAGCCAGACGCCAGUGCCCAUCAGAGAGGAGCCAUCAGGCUCGGUGGCGACACCAGUGGCACUGCCAGCAGCGGGUCCCGAUCUGGCAAAAGGCAAAGUGGCAGAUGCUUUAAACAGGCAGAUCAAAGAGGAGAGAGGGACCAGCACUUCCUACAGGAACGAGUUCAGGCCCUGGACAGCAGAUGUCAAACCAACGAAGGUUGUCAAAGCAAAGCAGCUGUACCACCCUCCAGAGGCUAAAGUUGCUCAUGAGACCAGUUACAACACCACCUUUAAGGGGCAGUUUAGCAAACGGGCAGAAAUUAUCAGACCAGGGACAGCAGACAACAAGGUGUCCGAGCGCAGGAAGAUGCGCAGCCUCUAUAGCGAAGCCUACAAGGAACCCGCCAAGCCUGACAAGCCAAGCGUCCAGAGCACGAAACCAAAAAAACCAUCAAGCCAUAAAGCGCCCAAGAAGGUCAAAGAGAAACAGAUCACAUCUGGAAGGGCCGUGAAGAAAAAGAUGGCGGACAACAACGCCCUCGCCCCCAAGCCAGAGGAAGCAGCCAAGAGCCAGGAGAUGAACAACAAACUAGCCGAGGCAAAAGAGUAA